GGAGCGUGAAGCUGUGACAUUUCAAGCCUGGCCAGCUCAAAGGGAUCGAGCUCUCCUGAGCUGACUGUCGCCCCACCAUGUCCGCAUUCGAUCUCCUCAAGACGCUCCAACUCGACAGCGACAGUUUGACAAAUUUGACAAACGGCUAUUCGCCUGCCACGAGUGAGCCAAAAGCGAGUGCCCCAGUCCUCCCUGCCGAAACUCCAGCCCCCAGACCGGCAGGUCGAGAGGCAGAUCUCCUCGCCAUCCUCAGCGGUACGAGCAGUAGCUUGCGAACGCCCUUGUCCAGCAGUCCUGCCGUCAAGCAGGAAGAGACAGACGCGCCAAUCGAUGUCAGACCGACCAUCGAGCGUACUACAACGCCUCCACCGCCAGAGCCGUCCAUGAAGACUACACCGUUUGCCUUCAGAUCACCUUUCGAUGCUAUGCUACCCGGUAGGGCUCUCAGCUCGCCCGCCACAAAGAGCGAGAGCCCCGUGCCUGCGCGAAUGAUGACACCAGAGCGAUCUCCUGCAAGUCGGAAGCAACGAGCUACAUCUGCGCAACCGAGCGCGAGUGCAGCGUCCAGCCCAAGCAAGAGUGAAGCCUUUGGACCUCUGCCUGCAGUGCCAAUCAGGACGGCAACGCUGAAAGAUAUGAGCAAGGUCGAGACUACGCCGAUCAGCCUGUUCACGCCUGCUCACCGGAGCCCGGGCAAGAGACUGGCAGCACACGGCUUCGUUGCAUACGCCACUCCCCUCGGUCGUAUCCGUGUCGUCGAUACCGACACGGGUGCUCGAUUGCUCCUUCAGGGCCUCUCGAGCCCGAUCAUCGAUCUGCACAUCAGUCCAGGUAGCGUCAGCGGCAAGCGACUCAUCGCUGCUGUCGAUCAUGAAGGCACGGUCAUGGUCUGGCGAAUCGAUGAGCGACUUGGCCCAGACAGCAAAGUCGAGCUCGAAUCGCGACAUACCAGCCAAACCGCCCCAUCUGGUGCCACAGUGCGAGCGCUACGCUUCAAUCCGGAUCCAGCAACGCGCAAGCUCUCGUUGCUCGCGAGUAGCAAUCAGCGCGAAUUGUCCGACGUCUUCACGCUCAGCAUGGAUCAGGCAAAGUCAGGCCAGCUCGACUUGAUCUCACCCUCCAAUGUACCGGGUGCCACAAUUCCUCACAUACGCGAACAACACUUUGACGACGCGCAGUGGUCUCUUGACGGCAAGUCGCUAGUAUUGCUAGGCUCCAAUGGAUCUGGCAGUCUCUAUGACGUCGAACAGACGCCCGUGUAUCCGUCCGAGCUUCUCGAUAUAGGAGCCCUUCCUCACGACCUGCUGUCUGUUGGCCUCCUCGCCGAUCAGCUCGCUCCCGGCGGCUUCUCUCUUGUCGCCGGGACAGAAUCUUCGAUCUCCAUCCUCCCUCUGGCCAGCAAAGCAGGAUCUGACUGUCAGACGAAGCGGAGAAAACGGGCAGUCUCUCGCUUCGACAUGACGGAGCGCAUCGUCGGCCUGGCACAGACAUUGAAACGCGAUGCUGCUUUUACUAUAACUUCCACGGGCACAAUAUCGUACAUCGCAUCGGCUGAAGCGGACAGCUACUGUAUUACGAACAUCGAGACGUCCAUAGCCGAUGCAUGGGACAUCGUCGUCGACAUGCACGAAGACAGUUCCGUGUGGACAACCUACGUCCUUCACAGCAAGGGCAUCAACAAGAUAAAGAUACCCCGAGAAGCUCUCAGAGAGGCAGAGACAAUUACGCACAAAGCUUCAGUGACUGCUAGUGUUGAGCAAAAGGCUACAGCGGCUCCUGUCGCGAGCAAAGCUAUUAAGGUCGACGAGCCUGCUUUGUCGGGACCGCCACCCGCUCCUGCUGUAGCGAGCACGCCAGCAAAAGCACCAUCACCUGUGCCACAAGCUGUCGUGAGUGUGCCGCUGCCCGAUCGCCCUCCCACAAAGAAGGCUCGGUCCACAGCGCUUCCCGCAGAGAAGCUGCCCGAGAAAGAUAUCAAGCCUGAUCUGGUAACACCAGCCGUUGCGCUGCCCAGUGAGACUGCUGCAAAAUCCAAGCAGGCUACGCCUGCAAAAACAAAGGGCAAAGACAAAGCACAGACUGGUAGCGAGGGCGAGACCGCGCAACCAAAGCCUGCACCGGCAGUAGGAGCGUCAAAGGGAGGGGACACGGUUCCUGUUGCAACGCCGAACAGGUCCGUUGCUCCGAAAGUGUCGAGCAAGGCCGCGCAGCCGAUUGCGGAGACCGCAAAAGCGCUUCGUGCUGCUGAUCUUGCCGAGCUGGAGGCCCGUCUCAGCAAGCGCAUGACAGACGAAGCCACUGCACAGCGCAAAGAACUUCAAGCCUACAUGCUCAGUCGCGAAGAAGGCGAGAAGGAGCGUCAAAUCGAAAUUCUUGAGCUGGUCAGCCAGAGCUUGGCUAAGCUCGAUCUGGCAGAGGCAGUACAGCAAGCUACGCAGACCAUGGUCGAUCUCGUUGUCUCGCAAACGAGCGAGCGUCUACAGACGCACCUUUCGGCGCUUCUCGAAGACUCAAAUUCAAAGAACGCCGAACAACGCGCGGCUUUCGAUGAAACUGUAAAGAGUGCUACUCAGGCUACCAUAACAAAGAGCCUGCCUGCUACUUUGGCCGUCUUGCAAGAAGCUCUCGUACUUCAAAUGGAUCAGCAGCUUGCCAAGCUUGAUGCGAUCGUCAGCAAAACACAGCAGACAUCAGCCGUGGAAGUGGAGAAACACAUGAUCGAGACCACCUCAGCAUACAAGGCCAUACAGGCUCAGAUCGGCGACCUGGCAGCUGCUCAAUCGAGGGCUAGCAUAUCCGUUGCGUCCAAAUCGCCUGCCAUUAUAGCCAACGGGUCAGGACUCGGACUCCAGCCUGACCAAUCGAUCGAGGGCGUGCCGAGCUUCUACGAGGAUCAAGUCCUCAGUGUGCUCUCUUCUCAAGACGCCGAUCAGCUUGCGCAAUUCGUCGAGCACUCUGACUUACCUCUUGCGCUUGCUGUGAUCAAAGCGCGGGAGCUCUCGAGUCCCGUCGUUUUGACGUUACUGCACCGGCUGGGCAAGGCAGAUGCCGCCACGCUAGAUGGACCAGAUCAGAAGAAGCUUGCUUGGAUCAUCAGUGCACUGCGUGUCAUUGAUCCUCAGGACGAACGCACGCGGACUUAUACGCCACAAGUCGUCAACGCGCUCUUGAAGGAAUCUCUUGGGCCACGUCUUGCAAAAUACGCCUCGCCAGUCGGCCGAUCGAUGCUCACGUCAGCCAUCGAGCGAGCACAGCUCCUCUUGCCGGGCAUCAUUCGCCGACAAUAGAGAGUGAUUGUAAGGCUAGACAAUGAGAUGCAAAUCGUGCUAGUAUACAUGGACGUCUCAGAGAUCAAAGAAUGGGUUCUGUUUCGGCUGCUGUUGUGCUUGCGCCGGCUGGCCGAAGCUAUUAUCGAAUCCGCUGAAUGCGUUGGAGUUGCCAUUGUAGGCACUUGAACCAUUUGACUGACCAAAAGGAUUGCCGUUGCCCGUCGGUUGAGGACCAAAAGACGAAGCAAAGGCUGCGUUCGCAUUGCUGGAUGCUGGUCCUG
Molecule: messenger RNA, 3550 nt
Organism: Mixia osmundae IAM 14324
Lineage: Eukaryota; Fungi; Basidiomycota; Mixiomycetes; Mixiales; Mixiaceae
Exons: 4
Coding region: 78-3287 (1069 amino acids)
Biological process (GO): deadenylation-independent decapping of nuclear-transcribed mRNA
Cellular component (GO): P-body
Molecular function (GO): protein binding
Source: RefSeq, a predicted model, not a curated record